Molecule: messenger RNA, 1146 nt
Organism: Homalodisca vitripennis (glassy-winged sharpshooter)
Lineage: Eukaryota; Metazoa; Arthropoda; Insecta; Hemiptera; Cicadellidae
Gene: icln
Product: methylosome subunit pICln
Exons: 5
Coding region: 327-974 (215 amino acids)
Biological process (GO): chloride transport; mRNA cis splicing, via spliceosome; spliceosomal snRNP assembly
Cellular component (GO): pICln-Sm protein complex; plasma membrane; methylosome
Source: RefSeq, a predicted model, not a curated record
GAAAUUCUGAAAAUAUGAAGUAGAAAAGAACCGGCAAUUGAACUGCAUUGGAAUUUGUAAACAAUUUGAAGUGCAUAUGUUCUGCACAGCUUAGUACAUGUACAGUCCAGUAUUAAUGCGUGAGUGCCGGAAUAAACUAAUCUAAUAAUUUACUACUCUCAUUGCCUGUACCGAAACAUUUUACCAGCAUUUUAACCAGAGUUUUAACAUUUUUACCUUUUAUAGGUUAGAAUUGUCCAUCAUAGCCUAUAGGUUUUCAAACCUAAGAUUAAUUUAAUUUCAACUGAUUAUCGAACUAUAUUAAAACAAGUACCUACAUUAAAAUCAUGGUUGUCUUAUCAAGUUUUUCUGCGCCUACUGUGGGUGUAAGACAUGUACAACCUUCAACUACACUUUAUGUAAGGGGUAGAGAAGUUGGUGUUGGAACUCUUUACAUAUCUGAAAGCAAUGUGGCCUGGAGAAAUGAUUCGUCUGGAGAAGGGUUGACACUGUCCUACCCUACCAUAGCAGUCCACGGAAUCUCCAGAGAUGUCGAACAACUGGGCGCUGAAUGUUUGUAUGUUAUGGUUGAUAGCUGUCUGGAGGAAACCAACUCUGACGAUGAAGAGAAUGGAGACGGAGAUGAUGCUGACUCAGGUGGUACAACAGAGAUGAGGUUUGCACCUGCUGACAAAGCCCAGCUGGACUAUAUGUACCGAGCAAUGUCGUACUGUCAGGCCCUCCAUCCAGAUCCCAAUGACUCUCCACAGAGCGAGGAGGAAGACGAUGACGAAGAAGGUAUUUUCACUAAAUGGUGUACAAAAAUAACUAUGAGCAAUAUGAGGAUGCAGAAGAUGAGGGAGAGGAUCUAUUUCGCUGGUGGAGAUGGUCCUUACAUUGAAGGCCACCAUGACGAAGGGCCGUCGAAUGGUGCAAGAUUAGGGGAGGAAGAAAUGGAGAUGGAUGGCCAAUUUGAAGAUGCCGAAGACGACUAGACUACUUUUUGAACUCUAUUGAUGACGAAAAGACUGCAACGUAAAUUCAAUAAAUUAUGUUCAGUUACUGAUAUUUUACUACAUUAUUUUCCUCUUAACGUAUCAAUAGUUUGUAAGACAAUGUUUUGUAGAUGAUGUGAUAUAAAUAUUUAAUAAAAAAAUUUUAAACCGA